Messenger RNA from Malassezia japonica, 960 nucleotides. RefSeq names its product translation initiation factor eIF-2B subunit alpha (gene GCN3). Gene Ontology annotation, biological process: translational initiation. The record is from RefSeq and is a predicted model, not a curated record. Lineage: Eukaryota; Fungi; Basidiomycota; Malasseziomycetes; Malasseziales; Malasseziaceae. The transcript is spliced from 5 exons. Bases 1 to 960 code for a protein of 319 amino acids. Gene Ontology annotation, molecular function: guanyl-nucleotide exchange factor activity; translation initiation factor activity. Gene Ontology annotation, cellular component: eukaryotic translation initiation factor 2B complex.
AUGCCCGAGCCGUUCUCGAUUGUGGACGCGUUCCACAGCGCCUUGCGCGACGACGAAGAUCUCCCGCAGCCCAUUGCGGCGAUCUUUGCGCUGUCCGAGAUGAUUGCCUCGUCGAACGCCGCGACUACGUCCGAGCUUAUGGAGAGUAUCAAGACCGCUUCCGAAGAACUCAAGCAGAGCCUCUCAAAUCCGAUUCCUGCGUCGGCAGGCCUCGAGCUGUUCAUGCGUUUUGUCACGACAAAGAACUGGGCUGGCGGCGACUUUCAAGCUCACAAGCACAGUCUCAUUACGACCGCGCUCGAGUUUGCACACAAUACGGUGCCGAGCUGCCGCGAGCGCAUCACGACGCUCCUUCUCCCGUUCAUCAAGGACGAUACGGUCAUCCUCACGCACGGAUACUCACGCGUGGUGAUGCAGGUGCUCCUCGCCGCCGCCAAGACGCAAAAGAAGCGCAUCAGCGUCUAUGUCUCGGAGAGCCGUCCGUCGGGGCAGGGGCUGCGUACUUACAACCGCCUCAUGGCCGAGGGUAUCCCAUGCACCGUCGUGCUCGAUUCGGCCGUUGCCUACAUUGUGCACAAGGCCGACAUGUGCCUGAUCGGCGCGGAAGGCGUCGUGGAGUCGGGCGGCCUCUUUAACGCAGUCGGCUCUUACCAGAUGGGCAUCGUUGCCAAGGCGGCGCACAAGCCGGUCUUUGCGGUGGCCGAGAGCUUCAAGUUCCUCCGCAUGUUUCCCCUCUCCCAGUACGACCUGCCGAACGCGUCGAAAGUGCUGCCGUUCCCCAGCGCCGGCGAGGCGGAGAACGUCGACGGGGCGACGCACAUGACGCCGGCGAUGGAGGCACUUAAUCCCUUGAUCGACUAUACCCUCCCCGAGCUCGUCACGUUCAUCGUGAGCGACAUUGGCAUUCUGACGCCGUCGGGUGUCUCGGAUGCGCUCUUGGCUGUGUACGGUGGCGACUAA